Nasonia vitripennis (jewel wasp) is the source of this 3867-nucleotide messenger RNA. RefSeq names its product transformer-2 protein homolog alpha. Bases 236 to 1216 code for a protein of 326 amino acids. The transcript is spliced from 4 exons. The record is from RefSeq and is a predicted model, not a curated record. Lineage: Eukaryota; Metazoa; Arthropoda; Insecta; Hymenoptera; Pteromalidae. Gene Ontology annotation, molecular function: RNA binding. Gene Ontology annotation, cellular component: spliceosomal complex. Gene Ontology annotation, biological process: positive regulation of mRNA splicing, via spliceosome.
UCGCCAUUACGCGAAGCGCAGUUCUAGUAGAGUCGACGGAACGGAAGUAGCGACGACGAAAGAGAGAAGGAAACGACGCUCCGAGCUGCGUAUUUCUCGCAUUCACGUUCCCGAAAAAUCGCCGCCUCUGGACUUCUUUGUUCUACUUUCUCUGUCCCCAAAUUGCAGGAUUUUCAACGGCGAAGCGAAUUUCGCUGGUUGAAAAGCCGGGCAACAACAGUGCGCUUUGAUUAUUAUGGACGACGUCAAGCAUCAUUUGCUACCUUACACACAGAAGCGGAGUGGAAGUCGCAGUGCAAGUCCAAGAAGAUCAAGAGCCGACGACGACAUGCAGGAAUCACGUUCACAUUCAAAGUCAAGCAAGUACCGGGAGCACAAGGAAGGCCACAGGGCCAUGAAGAACUACUCAAGGUCACGCAGCCACUCUGUCACCCGCAGUCGCAAGUCAUACCGCAGCUCCAAGUAUGAGGGUCGCAGAGGUGGCAGCAGAAGUCGUAGUCGCUCACCCUAUAGAGGUCGUGCUUCUCGCAGCAGAUCUCGAUCUUACUCCAGAUCUCGUUACUCAAGGGAUAGAAACAUGUAUACCAGAUCACACUCAAGAAGUCCAAUGUCCUCCAGAAGACGUCAUGUUGGAAACAGAGAUAAUCCUACUCCAAGCCGGUGCUUAGGUGUCUUUGGUUUAUCAAUCUGUACCAGUGAACAAAGUCUUUAUCAUAUCUUCUCAAAAUAUGGACCUGUGGAGCGCGUAGUCGUUGUCAUUGAUGCAAAGACAAAGCGCCCAAAAGGAUUUUGUUUUGUGUACUUUGAAUCACUGGAAGAUGCAAAGGUAGCUAAAGAACAAUGCAGUGGAAUGGCAAUUGAUGGACGACGAAUCAGGGUGGAUUAUUCUAUCACAGAACGGGCUCACACACCAACCCCAGGAAUUUACAUAGGCAAACCUACACAUGUCUGCGGUGGCGGCGGCGGUAGUGGUGGUGGUGGCGGCGGUGGUGGCGGCAGUGGUGGCUGGGAUGGACAAAGAAGAAGAGAUUACAACAGCAGAGGAAACUACCGUCGUUCGCCAAGUCCUUAUUACUCAAACCGACGGCGCUCCUCGCGUUAUGAAAGAUCCAGAUCACGCUCCUACUCUCCACGUAAGUCAAAUCGCCAAUCAACAAAUAAAGCUUCGUAUAAAAAUUCAGGCAGUGUACAUAGACAUGAACAGUCGUGGAUGUAAAAAAAUUUGUUUUUACAAUUUCUGAAUAUUUUUCUAAGUAGUACAAUAAAAAAUGUAUUUCUUUUAAGCAAAGAAAAAAUAGAGUCUCACUUAAAGAGAAUAUGUUUCCUCAAAAAGCUUCUCAUUAAAUUGGUAUGUUUUUGUAAACUGCCAAAAAUAGUUUUAAAGCAAAAGUGGAAAUGAAAUGGAAAUGAUUGUGGGAGAAAAUGUCUGAAUAAAAGAAUGUGUGCAUGGAAGGGAGAGAAUGAAAGAGAGGAAAAAAGUUAAAGAAUGCUAGAUGGAGAAGAGGGGAAAAAACGUGUAAAACAUGCAAUAAUUACUAAGCACAACUCCCUAUAACCUGGAUGAGAAAAUUAUUUUUUUCGUUGCUUAAUGGAUUUCAGGUCGAUAUUAAGUGAGACGGGUUUGAUGCGAGAGGCCAGGUGUUGGGAGCCAUUUGUGUGACAUGAUCCUUUGACCCAACCUGACCCUAUUUUCUUCUACCUAUGUACACUCAGGGUCAUAAUUAUACAAACUUCACAUUCUGUCGCUAUUCUUACCUUCCUAUGCAAUGUGCUCAAUGUUUGGCACACACUACGUUAACUUAAAAACGUAAAUGGAGUUUUCUAAACGAUCGAUGUGAACUUCUAUUUUUGCAUAAAAUAGAAAGGUCAGAAUGGACAAAUAUAUCCUUAUUUUCACAUGUCGAGUUUCCAUUUUUAUAAAACUAGAAUUGUCAAGUUAAGAUAAUAAAACUGAAUUCAUUAUUAUUGUGUAAUCUGGAAAACUAUGUAAAAGUUGGAAUAUAGCCGAUCAAUUAUCCUACUUUGAUUUGUUUAUAAAUUUGUUGAUAUUUUAUUACUUGACAAUUGGUCGUGUUAAUAUUCCAACUCUCUUGCGUUCAAUAAAUACUGUACCAGUUUACAACAAGAUGGGUUUCAAUUGCGAAUUCUUUUGGUACAUAAUGAUUAACAGAAAAGAAAACAAUUUAAAGUAAUAUUAUAUAAGGCACUUCAGAAACAGACAAACAAUAAAUAAAUAUAUAUAUCAAUAGAUGUAGGCUCUCUAACAUGUUUCUUUGUUUAUAAGGUUUUGAAUCAAGAGGUAUUGGAUGAUAGAGGGAAGUUUGCAAGUUUCACUCGCUCAGAAAGAAAGAAUAUUAAGAAAGAAUAUUUUUGAACGAAAACAAUCGAAGACGAGAUUAAUGAAGAUCUUAGCUCUUGAAUUAACGAAGAUUCUUCCAAAGGUUUUCGCGCGCUUCUAGUACGUGAGAAAGAAUAUGAUCAGCUCCAAAUACCGAAAUGAUUCUAUUCCCGGUCGACAAAGAAAUUCAAGUUUCGAAGUCUUUGAAGAUCCACAAGCUUCAAAAUCAAGUCAAGAAUGAAAUGAAAUAAUGGGGUUGCUGAAAGUUGAAGUUCUAUGAAAGGGGAUGAAAAAUACAUUGAAUGAUAGAUAAAUAACGGAGAAAACCAAUAGUCAAGAUUCAUCAAAAUCUUUUUAUUUAUUUUACAUAGGUAGGGAGCAUAUAGAGCUUUAUAUAACUUCAUACGAUCAUAUUCUUUAUCAAUCUUCUAUAAUUUUUAUACUUCAAAUUUGUUCACUUUUACUAUACUUGUUUAGAACGCCAAUUAAUUUUCAAAAAAGAUUAAACUCGCCCAAAUAAUCCUCCCUCCACCAUUCCAAACCUCAGUUUCCUCAUAACUUUUAAUAGUUCUUUUCCAAUACUUGCAAAUCGUAAAAAAGACUUUACAAUUUGCUGACUAUACUAAUUUACGCAUUUGUUGAAUUUCCUGGUUAUAGAAAUAAUUUUAACAAAAAUAAUUUGUAAACUCUUAUCAUUAUUUUCAUUAAGUUUAACUUUCAUCAUUACUUUUUCAUUCUGAAAAUUUGAGAAAUUUUUAAUUAAUCAAUUUAUUGUUGUUGAAAAUUUUAAUAUUUUUAAUCUAGAAAUUCAACCAUUUCUUUUCCUAUCUUUUACCAUUACCACAUGAAAAGUACACAUCUAUUGAUUACAGGUAUCCUUUUAUUAUCUUUACUUUAAAAAUAUCAAGACAGAACAUCAAGAGCUUGCUGAAAUUUGUAAAUUGCAAACUUAUUUUAACUGAAUUUCAUAAAUUCGCUACCUUUUAAUAUUUAUGAGAUUCAUAAAUAAUUUCAACUUGAAAGCUUAUGAAUAAAUUUCAUUGCAUAUAUCUUUUUUCUUCAUUAUUGAUUACUAUCCCUAACUUUGAAUCAAAAACAAAUUUUGUCAUCAAGAUAGUUAUAGUGAUCUUUCUUUAUUAUAUAGUAUUCAAAUUUACAUUGUUUUCUAAAAUAUCUUGCGCGUAUAGUUUUUUAAAUCCCUUUCGAAUGAGAUCAAUCUAAUUUUUCACAACUACAUUUCUUGGAUUGUAAAUUUGAAACAAUGUAGCCUGUGCAUUUUUUGUUCUCGGUCAUUGGUUAAUAAAGCCCAAAGAAGUGACUGAAGUUUCGGUGUCUCGAUACUUAAGUACCAUAAGUGUAUAUGACAAAUCAUAUUUCGCGCGUUAUUUUAGAAACUGAUUGGAGUGCCCUCUGUAAGCAGGAUAAUGACCUAAUAUAUAUAAAUAUUUUGCGCUGUAUCUGUAUCGAAUUUAGAGGUUAGGAAUUAAAUGUAAGCAAACAAUUGAAUAAAGUCAUCUUUGCAAAUCAAA